Molecule: messenger RNA, 1363 nt
Organism: Ceratotherium simum simum (southern white rhinoceros)
Lineage: Eukaryota; Metazoa; Chordata; Mammalia; Perissodactyla; Rhinocerotidae
Gene: CIART
Product: circadian associated repressor of transcription
Biological process (GO): circadian regulation of gene expression; negative regulation of DNA-templated transcription
Cellular component (GO): nucleus
Molecular function (GO): RNA polymerase II cis-regulatory region sequence-specific DNA binding
Source: RefSeq, a predicted model, not a curated record
GACCCACUGGGAGAGAGGCGGAGGUGGGUAGCCGAGACUGGGAGAGUCUGAGAAGGAGCUGGAGACAGCCUGGGCUGAGCCGACCCACACAGUUGCAGGUUCGGAUCUUUGGGUACUCCGGGAGCUGCUCUCCAGCCCCUGCUUCUGAACCUAUGGAUUCUCCAUCUAGCGUUUCUUCCCGUUCUUCCUACUCUCUUUCUUCCUCUUUUUCCACCUCCCCAGUGAACAGUGACUUUGGCUUCCCCUCUGAUAGUGAGGGGGAGGACAAGGGGGCCCUUGGCCCCAGGCCAGACACUGUUGGGCAGAAGGGAGGUUCUCGGCCCAGCCCCGGUCCUAUCCGCUGCAGGCAACGACCCAAGGUUUCCAGUAACCAACAUACAGCAUCUCACUCGGAACAGCGGGGAUUGGCUUCUCCUAUGGCAGGCUCUGGGGUCAAAAGACCAAGAGAUGGUGAAUUGGACACCAGUCUAAACAUCCAGGGUUGUACCACAGAAGGAGACCUGCUCUUCGCUCAGAAGUGCAAAGAACUCCAAGGAUUCAUACGCCCUCUCACAGACCUACUGAAUGGGCUGAAGAUGGGUCGCUUUGAAAGAGGAUUGAGCAGUUUCCAGCAGAGUGUGGCAAUGGACAGAAUCCAGCGUAUUGUAGGUGUUUUGCAGAAGCCACAGAUGGGAGAGCGUUAUCUAGGGACACUGCUACAGGUAGAAGGGAUGUUAAAGACUUGGUUUCCUCAUAUAGCUGCCCAGAAGUCAUCAUUGGGUAGUAGCAGACACCAGCUGACCAAGCAUUUUCCAAGCCACCACAGUUAUCCAGCUGCUUCCUCUCCUGCACCUCCCAUGGAAAAGAUGGACCAGACACAGCUAGGACAUCUAGUAUUGAAACCAAAGCAGCCUUGGCACUUCCCUCAAUGGCCAGCUAUGAACCUCACUUGGAUCCACACCACUCCAAUUUGCAACCCCCCUCUCAGUUCCCCAGGUACCAUCUCCUUUAGCCAUAAUCCUUUAGGCACUGGAACCAGCAUUGGAGUCAUCCUUUUCCUCCAGCAUGGAGUGCAGCCCUUCACCCACUCUGCCCCAACCAUUCCAGUUCUACCUACUACAGCAUCUUCUGUCAUCCCUUGUGAUCCUAAGAAACUAUCAGGAGAGGGGCCUCAUUGCCACAGUUUGCCAGUAACUCUGCCAUCAGACUGGAGCUGUACCCUGUCCUCUCCUGGUCUACCCACCAUGGCCAGAGAGAUAACCAUGGGAUACCUAGAGCAGAUGAGAAGCCAUCCUCCAAUUGCUCCUGAUGUCCAUCCUCUCAACCCCUAAUUCAGGACUUGAGACUGUAGUUUAUAAUUUGUAUAAAUAUAUGUCUACCUGUA